ACCCUCAGUUUGUCAAAGCCACCACAUUAAGGCACGAAGAGCCUCAUCAGGACAAGAUUUAUUACUUCUUCCGUGAAGACAACCCGGAUAAGAGUCCUGAGGCCCCUAGGAACAUCUCCCGAGUGGCCCAGCUGUGUAAGGAAGAUAAAGGAGGAACCAGUUCCCUCUCUGCUUCCAAGUGGACCACAUUCCUGAAGGCCAGCUUGAUUUGUGUCGACCCAAUCACCAAGGGCAACUUCAACUGGUUGCAGGAUGUCUUCUUUGUCCCUGCAAGCAACUGGAGGGAGUCCAAAGCCUAUGGGCUCUUCACAAACACCUGGGGAAGCUCUGCUGUCUGUGUCUAUUCCUUUGGGGACAUUGACAACGUGUUUCAGACAUCCAGACUCAAAGGCUAUAAUGGUCCCAGCCCAGAGAUUAAGCCUGGGCAGUGUGCUCCCUCAGGACAGCAUACCCCGAGUGAGACCUUCAAAAUUGCUGACAGCCACCCUGAGGUGGAGGCCCGUGUGGCACCUCUGUCCCCCAGCAAGAGUCCCUUGUUCCACAACAAGCACCGCUACCAGAAGAUUGGGGUGCACGAGGUCUCUGCAGCUGAUGGACACCGUUACAACGUGCUCUAUCUGGCAACAGACAAGGGAUCCAUCCACAAGGUCGUGGAGCUGCCAGAUGGGGUGCAGAACAUCAUGGAGCUCCAGGUCUUCCCGAGGAAGGAUCCCAUCCAGUCCAUGAUCCUGGACCACAAGAGGGCUGUGCUGUACGUUGGCUCCACAAGGGAAGUCCUGGAGAUCCCCAUGGACAUGUGCAGAGCUUAUCGCAACAACUGUGACAGCUGCUUGCUGGCCAGGGACCCCUACUGUGGAUGGGCCAAUGGCACCUGUCAGUCCGUAUACCACAACAGGGAGGUGCUUCAGAACCUGAACUCGGACUUAAAGCGAGGAAACUGCCAAAAGGGAGAUAUUAAGGAAGCCGACUUCCAGAACAUCACAGUCGUCCCUUUCUCCCGCUACUACCUCAACUGUCCCAUUGAGUCCCACUAUGCCACCUACAACUGGUACCACAACAACAGCCUCAUCAAGACCUGCAACACCACCCACCCACAGCAGGACUGCUUCCACUUCAUCCAGAAUGUCAGCCACGGUCACUACGGCCACUACAUGUGCGUGUCGGAGGAGGAUGGCUUCAAGCAGGCCCUGGUGAAGGAGCGCCUGGUCAACCAGCUCCGCUUCCUCUCCCAGAAGGGCCAGGCCACUACGACCUUCGCCUCAUGGCUGCAGCUGCUCCUGGUGGUGGCUUUGGUGGAGCUCUUCCACUGA
This is a messenger RNA of Acanthisitta chloris (rifleman), 1310 nucleotides long. It is a transcript of the gene SEMA7A, whose product is annotated as semaphorin 7A, GPI membrane anchor (John Milton Hagen blood group). Gene Ontology annotation, molecular function: integrin binding; chemorepellent activity; semaphorin receptor binding. Gene Ontology annotation, cellular component: external side of plasma membrane. The record is from RefSeq and is a predicted model, not a curated record. Lineage: Eukaryota; Metazoa; Chordata; Aves; Passeriformes; Acanthisittidae. The transcript has 8 exons. Gene Ontology annotation, biological process: negative chemotaxis; negative regulation of axon extension involved in axon guidance; positive regulation of axon extension. The annotation marks the transcript as partial.